GAGGUUGGAAGGAUUGGCGAGAGUGAAGAGUAGCUGCACCAUGAGCACCUCUGCUCUGAGCUCCACCAGAUUUGUGGGCAGCAUCUCUGGCUUCCUCCAAGCGGCCUCCGUGCUUGGCCUCCUUCUGCUUCUGUUCAAAGCUGUCCAGUUCUACCUGCACAGGCAAUGGCUACUCAAGGCUUUCCAGCAGUUCCCAUCCCCGCCUGCUCACUGGUUCUUUGGGCACAAGCAGUUCCACAGAGACAAUGAACUACCGAACAUUUUGGCAUGUAUGGAGAUCUUCCCAGGUGGCUUUCCUCGCUGGUUCUGGGGGAGCAAAGCUUACUUUACUAUCUAUGACCCCGACUAUAUGAAGGUGAUUCUGGGGCGAUCAGAUCCAAAGGAUAAUGGUGCCUACAGAUUGCUGGCUCCUUGGAUUGGGUAUGGUUUGCUCUUGCUGAAUGGACAACCAUGGUUUCAGCACCGGCGGAUGCUAACCCCAGCCUUCCACUAUGACAUUCUGAAACCCUACGUGAAAACCAUGGCCGACUCCAUCCAAUUGAUGCUAGACAAAUGGGAACAGCUGGCUGGUCAGGACUCAAUAGAGAUCUUUCAACACGUCUCUUUGAUGACCCUAGACACUGUCAUGAAGUGUGCCUUCAGCCACAAGGGCAGUGUCCAGGUGGACAGUAAUUACAAGGGCUACAUCAAGGCCAUUGGGGACCUGAAUAACCUAUUUUAUUGCCGUGUGAGGAAUGUCUUCCAUCAGAAUGACACCAUCUAUAGUCUGUCUUCCAACGGCCGCUUGGCCAACAGCGCUUCUCAACUGGCCCAUGAUCACACAGACAGAGUGAUCAAGCUGAGAAAGGAGCAGCUGAAGGAUGAGGGAGAGCUGGAGAAGGUCAAGAAGAAGAGACGUUUGGAUUUUCUGGACAUCCUCUUAUUUGCCAGAAUGGAGAAUGGGGCCAGCUUAUCUGAUGAGGACCUGCGUGCCGAGGUGGACACAUUCAUGUUUGAGGGCCAUGACACCACAGCCAGUGGAGUCUCCUGGAUCUUUUAUGCUCUGGCCACCCACCCUGAGCACCAACAGAGAUGCAGAGAGGAACUUCAGAACCUCCUGGGGGAUGGAUCUUCCAUCACCUGGGACCACUUGGACAAGAUGCCCUAUACCACCAUGUGCAUCAAGGAGGCCCUAAGACUCUAUCCACCUGUUCCAGGCAUUGUCAGAGAGCUCAACACACCUGUCACCUUUCCUGAUGGACGCUCUCUACCCAAAGGUAUCUCAGUCACACUCUCUAUUUACGCACUCCACCACAACCGGAAGGUGUGGCCAAACCCAGAGGUGUUUGACCCCUCCAGGUUUGCACCAGAUUCUCCACGGCACAGUCACUCAUUCCUGCCGUUCUCGGGAGGAGCAAGGAACUGCAUUGGGAAACAAUUUGCUAUGAAUGAGCUGAAGGUGGUUGUGGCCCUGACCCUGCUCCGCUUUGAGCUACUGCCAGAUCCCACCAGGGUCCCCAAGCUCUUACCACAACUUGUGUUGAAAGCCAAGGACGGGAUCUACCUGCAUCUCAAGAAGCUCUAGUAACUCUGUUCUGGAGCUCAGACACUGGCAAAAAAGUUAUUGGUGUGACCAACCUUCUUUCUGAAGAGUGCUCCAGAGAGUCCUCGGGAUACAUCAUCAUUCCUUGCCACUGGAACAUGCUUUGUAGCCAGCAUUCUCCCCAACACCUCUCUUCUAAUUUCCUUCCCUUUUACAAAUGCUCUUGUGACAGCAUCAAGUCCACUAAACUAUCCAAGAUAAUUUUCCCAUUUUGAUAUGCCUUAUUCAAUCUAACCUAUUAAGUUCCUUUUGAAUUAUGAGGGAACAUUCAUGGGCUCCAAAACUUGGGGCCUGAACAUCAUUGUGACACCAUUAUUCACCCUAGCACUGUCUUCACAUGUCUGUCACAUGGCAUGUUUGUCUAAAGUUCUCCUGAAUCGUCUCUCUCCUCCCGACUGUCCCUCACACAAGUUUCUCUGUCUCCCCUCCUUUCUGCAAUGAAGUUCCCAGUGUCACAUGAAGUGUUUGUCUUCCUUUGAUGGCUGUGAACUCAAGUUCCCACGUUGCUUAAAACCGCUCCUGCCUAGGAAAUCAUGAAAUUUGCAGGCAAAUGGUGAGAUCUAGAAAAGAUCAUUCUGAGUGAAAUAUCCCAGAAGGAGAAAGACAAACACGGUAUAUACUCACUUAUAUAAACCUAUAAGAUAUGAUAAACGUAAUGAAAUCUAUACACCUAAAAAAGAUAAUCAAGAGAGUGGACAUGGGGUAAGAUGAUCAAUCCUCAUUUAGAAAGACAGAUGGGAUGUGCAUUGAAUGUAUGACAGGAGUCUACUGAGUGCAUCUGAAAGACUCUAACUAGCAAUGUUUUCAAAGCAGAUACAAAGACUCAUGACCAAACCUUCGGCAGAGUACAGGGAAUCAUAUGAAAGAAGGGGAGUUAGUAUGAUGGGGAAAGGAUAGGAGCUCCACAAGGACCAAAUAUAUCUGGGCACAGGGUCUUUUCUGAGACUGACAUUCAACCAAGGACCAUGUAUGGAUAUAACCUAGAACCUCUGCUCAGAUGUAGCCUGAUUGAUUUUUAUCUCUCUACUGUUGAGACUAAGCCAAUUUUUAGAUAUAUUAAGCAUAUAUAUUUAUGAACCUAAGAAAAACAUCUUCAUUUAAUUAAUCAUUCUUCAUUAUGUAGUCCCACCUCCAAUUAUUUAUUGUGAAAAAAUAUCAGGGCCACAGCCUAUCUAUAAGAAUAAAAACCAGAACCUCUGCUCAGAUGUAGCCUGUGGUAGCUCAGUAACCAAUUGGUUUCCCAAAGUGAGGGGAACAAGAACUAUUUCUAACAGGAACUCAAUGAGUGGCUCUUUGGCCUCCCCACCCCGCAAGGGAGGAGCAGUCCUGUUAGGCCACAGAGGAGGGCUUUGCAGCCAGUCCUGAAGAUACCUGAUAAAACAGGAUCAGAUGAAUGGGAAGGAGGUUCCCCCCCUAUCAGUGGACUUGGAAAGGGGCACGGUGGAGAUGAGGGAGGGAGGGUGUGAUUGGGAGGGAAUGAGGGAGCGGGACACGGCUGGGAUACAGAGUUAAUAAAAUGUAACUGAUAAGAAAAAAAUUAAAUUAAAAAAAAGUUUAAAAAAAGUAAAACACAUUUUAACAGGAAAAAAUUGAAUAUAAAUACCUAGAAUCACUAAAUUGGUAGGUCAUGGUUACAACAGACCCACUCUGUUUAAUUUUCAUUUCCUACAAGCUAGCAAAUAAAAAGAUUAAAUAAAUAUGCUUUUUAAAGAUAGUAAUAGAUAAACUAUAUUAAAAAUUAACUUUAAAAGAUCCUGCUCACACAAACAUACCACAAUCAAUGUGACAUUUUUGUUGGAUCAAUGAUGCCAUAUGUAUUCUUGUAGUUUAUUGUAGCUUAGGAGAAUCCGGUGUUAUUUCCAAUUUGCAAAUAGGGAACUUAGCAUGUCUAAGGACUAGUCUUAGAUUUUCUAGCCUCUUGACUUUCGAAGCUUUCCAAACACAAUAGUUUAUACCACUGCAUAAUAUGUAGUUUAACUUCUAAAUGUAAAGAGUAAAUAGCUGAUUUGUAAAAUAAAAUUUAGUCUUUAUAUAACAAACAA
Messenger RNA from Meriones unguiculatus (Mongolian gerbil), 3624 nucleotides. RefSeq names its product cytochrome P450 4A10. The record is from RefSeq and is a predicted model, not a curated record. Gene Ontology annotation, molecular function: iron ion binding; alkane 1-monooxygenase activity; heme binding. Bases 41 to 1564 code for a protein of 507 amino acids. Gene Ontology annotation, cellular component: intracellular membrane-bounded organelle. The transcript is spliced from 13 exons. Gene Ontology annotation, biological process: lauric acid metabolic process; arachidonate metabolic process; linoleic acid metabolic process. Lineage: Eukaryota; Metazoa; Chordata; Mammalia; Rodentia; Muridae.